GGGUGCGCGCGCGCGCUGGCUCGCUCGCUCUUUGGCGGUGGCGGAGGAGAGGCGCUUGCUCGCCGGCCCGCCCACCUACCCACCCGGCGAGUAAGUAAGUCGCCGGGCGGUGAGGAGGAGGAGAACCCUUCCCGCCCGCCACCCGCUCCGACUGGGCUGCCCAAGGAGGGGCUCAACCUGCACCUUUCGGGCGUGGAGGCUUUGGGAGGCAGCUUGAGUUUUCUUUCCUCCUCCUUGUGAGGACCGAGCCGCUGAAAGUCGAGGUUCCAUUGCUCUUUGUUAUCUCUGCAUGAAGACCAACUUCCAAAGGAAAAAGACACCUUUAUCUUGGAUUUUCCCACAUUCAAAGAUCCAUGGAGAGCCUCCAUGAAUAGAGGAGCUUCUCCUUUUUAAUAUGAGCUCAGUACACAAGAGCUCCAUGGUGCAGUUGUUAAACUGCAAUACUGCACUCAACUUUGUUUAUGACCUGAAUUCAUUCUUGACACGUUCAGGCUUCUGGCUCAAAGUUGACUCAUCCUUCCAAGAUAACGUCAGUGAAGAUUCUGAGUUCAGAGAACCUUCUCCCAUUCCGAGGAAUAUAAUGGCCGAACCAGAUUACAUAGAUGAGGACAAUCCUGAACUAAUUAGACCCCAGAAACUAGUUAAUCCUGUUAAAUCAUCCCGAAAUCAUCAGGACCUUCAUAGAGAACUUCGUAUGAAUCAGAAAAGGGGCCUGGCUCCUCAGAACAAGCCUGAGCUUCAGAAAGUGAUGGAAAGACGAAAAAGAGACCUGGUUUUCAAGCAGAAAGAAGAGGAGGCACAGAAGAAAAAAUCAGACUUGGAAAUAGAGCUACUCAAACGGCAACAGAAACUAGAACAGCUUGAACUGGAGAAGCAGAAGAUCCAGGAAGAGCAAGAAAAUGCACCUGAAUUUGUCAAAGUGAAAGGCAACUUGAGGAGGACAGCUCAAGAAUCAGCAGAAGCCCAAAAUUCUUAGAGGAUUUUUUUUUGAGGGACUUGAAAGCUUUUAUCAAGUGGCUGCCAGGGCAGGACAUCUGCAGAAUGUCUCACCCUCUUGCCCUGGAUUUGGGUGGGAAAUGUGGUCAAUACGAGGUCAUUUUUUAUUCUGGAACCUGUGGAUUAAGAACUGCAUGACAGAUAAAACUCGCCAAUAAUACUAUGGAGAUCAGAGGAUAAUCAAGCAACCCGUUGUCACUUGAGAGACCUGCCCAAAAUACUUGACCGGAGAAACAAUAUGAGUUGUUUGCAUUGCUUGCUUAUUCCUGAUCCAACUCAGGCUAAUGUGUGUGUGUGUUUUUUCUCUCCUCUUGUUCUUAACUUUGUAGAGUUCUGCCAUGCAGAAGAACAAAGUAUUGUGAAACCACUUCUCAUUUGCAUCCUGUAUGGAAUGCCUGCUUCGGAAAUGAACUGUACCCAUUUCCCCUCCCCUUCAAGUCUGUAGUGUAAACACAAAUUCCUUUUGACUUGAAAUUUAUUUUGUUCACUAACUAGUGUGGGUACUUCAUCACUAUCAAAAAGUAAGUAGGAAAGGCUCAAUAUACUGCAUCAUUGAACAGAUAAAAAGUGUUUUUAGUCACCUCUGCUCACAAAUGAAUGGCUGGUAUUCCUCCCGUCCCCAAGCUUGUUGGCCAGCUGCACCACAUUAAUGCUCUGUAUUGUUCACCUGCUGUGUCUAACUGGCAGCUGACUUUUUCUUUCAUCUAUUCCUCCACACAACCAUGCUUCUAGUUUUGUAACCAGGCUACAGGGAUGGAUUAUGUUUCUUGACAGCAGCCUUCUUCUAUGUCACAUGAUAUAUUGUUUCUCAGACUAAGGGAACUUGGGAAAAAAAGUUUGUGAGCAGAAUAGAGAACUGCUCUUCUAAGAAGAAAAAUGUUAAACUUGAAUAUGCCUGCAUUUGGGGCAUAUCCUUUGCUCUAUAGGAUUUUCAUUGUUCUGCAAAGUAUAAGAGCUGGGCAACAUGUGGCCCUUCAGAAUUUCCUGGACUUCAGCUCCCAUAAAUCCUACCCAGCAUAGCCAAUGGUAAGGGAUAAUGGCAUUUGUAGUCCAGCAACUGAAAGGCCACCGAUCUCACCAGCCUUGUGGUGGAAAAGGUAAAAUAAUGCCUGCCAAAGAAUGCAGUGUUUUGAUGCUGAAAGCCAACAUUAAUUCUCAUGUUGGUAAAUGAGAUCUUUAAUGCAUCUAUAUGGACAUAAGCCCCACCGAGUUCAGUGAGACUUAAUUUGCAGAUAUGUGCAUAUAGGAUUGGAGUCCAACUUGCUCAGUCAUCUAGGACCAUCUUCAAGUCACUUGAUUAUGUGGUAAUAUACCAUUUUUAGUAGGAGCAUGACUAAAAUCCAGAGACAGAAGAUUACAUUCAGUAUUCUUCCUUCUUAGAGGAGACCAGUUGAAAUUAAUGGAGUUUGUUGGUUAAUGGUGAAUAGUCAGCUAAAUUGUAAGUCCCAUGGCUGUUUUAGAUUGGAAUAACGUUAGAUUUCGCUCAGAACUGCAUAUUUUCCAGAGGGGGGAAAAAUCACUCUCUAGAACAGUGGUUCCCAACCUUGAGUCCCCAGAUGUUUUUGGACUAAAACUCCC
This is a messenger RNA of Pogona vitticeps (central bearded dragon), 2574 nucleotides long. NCBI's taxonomy places the organism in Eukaryota, Metazoa, Chordata, Lepidosauria, Squamata, Agamidae. The record is from RefSeq and is a predicted model, not a curated record.